AUGGCGGGCAAACGAGAGCUUGUGCUAGGUAUCUGUGCCCCGGGAAUUGUUGAGGUUCCGCCUGAUAAACCUCCAUCUAGACCUGUUGCAUAUGAGAUUGAUACAUCGGAUCAUUUUUACACUGAAAUGGCAACCCCUGACCGAGAUGAGUUGAUUAGAUGGGCUCGGGAGAUUGCCUUAAAGCUAAAGUUUGCAAUUGUAAUUGGCAAAUCCGACAACGGCAGCGAUAAGAGGAAGCAAUAUUUCAGGUUGGAUUGCGAGCGGGGAGGCCGGUACGUGUCAACAAAUAAGAAGCUAAAAUCUGAUCAAACCGGCACGAGGAAAUGCGGCUGUCCAUUUCGACUCUGUGGUUAUUGUCAUGCCGAUAAAACAUGGCAUUUGACCGUUGUAAACGGAAAACAUAACCACGAGUUGGACAAGGCAGUUGAAGGCCAUCUCAUUGUCGGUCGUCUCAAACCGAAAGAAAGGCAAUGUAUGGAGGAAAUGUAA
This is a messenger RNA of Trifolium pratense (red clover), 489 nucleotides long. RefSeq lists its product as uncharacterized. Bases 1 to 489 code for a protein of 162 amino acids. The transcript has a single exon. Gene Ontology annotation, molecular function: DNA-binding transcription factor activity, RNA polymerase II-specific. The record is from RefSeq and is a predicted model, not a curated record. Lineage: Eukaryota; Viridiplantae; Streptophyta; Magnoliopsida; Fabales; Fabaceae.